Acanthisitta chloris (rifleman) is the source of this 474-nucleotide messenger RNA. RefSeq names its product Yip1 domain family, member 3 (gene YIPF3). Gene Ontology annotation, cellular component: Golgi apparatus. The transcript is spliced from 5 exons. The annotation marks the transcript as partial. The record is from RefSeq and is a predicted model, not a curated record. Lineage: Eukaryota; Metazoa; Chordata; Aves; Passeriformes; Acanthisittidae.
AGACAAGCCUCCAGGGCCUUCAGCCUCUACGCCAACAUCGACAUCCUCCGGCCGUACUUCGACGUGGAGCCCGUCCAAGUGCGAGCCAGACUGCUGGAAUCCAUGAUUCCCGUGAAAAUGAUUAAUUUCCCACAGAAGAUUGCAGGUGAGCUGUAUGGACCCCUCAUGCUGGUUUUCACCCUGGUGGCCAUCCUUUUGCAUGGGAUGAAGACCUCGGACACCAUCAUUAGGGAAGGCACACUGAUGGGCACAGCCAUUGGCACCUGCUUCGGUUACUGGUUGGGUGUCUCGUCUUUCAUCUAUUUCCUGGCAUAUCUCUGCAAUGCCCAAAUCACGAUGGUGCAGAUGCUAUCACUGUUGGGCUAUGGUCUUUUUGGACACUGCAUCACUCUCUUUGUCACCUAUAACAUCCACUUCCACUCCCUCUUCUACAUCUUCUGGUUGGUUGUUGGUGGACUUUCUACACUACGAAUG